AUUGUGCAAAUGUUACACAGGCACAUUCGAAUAUACAGUAAUUUGCGCGCCUGUUUUGCCAUCAAGACCAUCAAUGAAGUCCUUCAGAUUUGGAAGAUAAUCGUCUGUUGAAAUUAGCUCGUGUGAAAUGAGAAAAAUAAAUAACUCGGGAGUUUCCGCAAAUCGUCAACAAUUUGAGUGAAAACAUUAUAAAUCACACGUGUUAAGUGAUGAUUUAUAUCGCUGGUCCAACCUAACCUCAACGAGAGGUAGUCAAUGUUCGUAGGAAGAUAGAAAAAAAGGGAAAAUUCCUUCGAAGCUGCAACAAUGAAUCUCGGCGUCACGAGGUGUAUGCUGUUGUUUCACUUGAGAACAACAAAAUUGGCGACCAAAAUACACAUGGAGAAGUACCUAAGGCACUUGAGUAGUCGGUUUUACUGCAAUGUGGACGAUAAAAACCCUUCGCCCUUGAGAAAGUCGAUGAGAGGUGACAAAGCAAAAGCUCUGCGUGCCAAAAUAAUUCAUGAAUUCAAAGAGACAAAGCAAAAAGUAGAAGAAAUUAUUGAGAGGGAGAAUAUCUGGACAAUCCCUAACUUACUCUGCAUUGGCAGGAUAAUAUCAACGCCUUGUCUGAGCUACUUGAUAGUUUCCCACGAUUAUCAGGUGGCCCUGUGGCUUCUGGGUUUCGCUGGACUAACAGACUUUAUUGAUGGCUGGAUUGCCAGGACAUGGACCUCCCAGGCGUCCAAAUUAGGUAGUUUUUUGGAUCCAAUGGCUGACAAAUUGCUCGUUGGAUCUUUAUUUUUGUCGUUGGCAUGGGUGGAGCUUAUUCCCAUGCCUCUAACUGUCCUGGUAGUGGCUAGGGACGUGGGUUUGAUCGCUGCAGCGUCAUACAUUAGAUAUCGUUCCUUACCAGCCCCUAAAACAUUGACGAGAUAUUUCGAUCCAACCCAUGCAACGGUUCAGCUAGCUCCUACAUUGACUAGUAAACUGAAUACAGCAGUUCAAUUGUCAUUAGUCGCUAGUACUUUGGCAGCUCCAGUUUUUCACUUCGUCGAUCAUCCACUACUCCAAGGCCUCUGUUAUCUAACAGCUUUUACUACAGUAGCCGGUGGUAUCAGUUAUUUGAUGUCCAAAAAUACUUAUAAAUAUCUUUCUAAAAAAAAACACUCGGAAAAUCCACCAUCGUGACAGUACACAUUGAAAUAUUAUAUUGUUGUUUAUUUUUAUGGCGAUUAAAACAUUAUAAAAGCUUAAAUAAUA
Molecule: messenger RNA, 1242 nt
Organism: Diachasmimorpha longicaudata
Lineage: Eukaryota; Metazoa; Arthropoda; Insecta; Hymenoptera; Braconidae
Gene: CLS
Product: probable cardiolipin synthase (CMP-forming)
Exons: 4
Coding region: 307-1170 (287 amino acids)
Biological process (GO): cardiolipin biosynthetic process
Cellular component (GO): mitochondrion; membrane
Molecular function (GO): cardiolipin synthase (CMP-forming) activity
Source: RefSeq, a predicted model, not a curated record